This is a messenger RNA of Ectocarpus siliculosus, 1437 nucleotides long. Lineage: Eukaryota; Phaeophyceae; Ectocarpales; Ectocarpaceae. The record is from the annotation of a GenBank genome assembly.
UUGUCGUCCCGCCCCAGCCCUUUUCGUGGCCCACCCUACAGCAGCCCCGCCGCAGCUGUUGACUGGAUCUGAUGAUCGACCAGGACUAUGCGGAGCUUUUGGGGCGCUCCCCCCCUUCCGGAGAGGUGUUGGAGUGGACCUUCCCCGCUCGCGCGCUGGCGGAUGCGUUCGUCUUGCUGCUGGUCGGUACCCCUGCUCUCUGUUGCACGCUCUACAUGACAGGCUUCUCCCGGGAGGAGAGCUUUCACGGCGGGGGUGCCGAGUUGCGGAUUCCGACCCUCACGCAGCUUGGCAUGCGGAACAACCCCGUCGGGUUCACCUUUAGAGCCGGCAUUCAGCUGGCCGCCGUCGUCGCUGUCCCUCUCUUUUGGUGCGUCAAAUUGGCCCAUCACCAGCGACUACAAGCCCGCACGGGUGUCGCGCGUUACGACAUCGAGGCCGAGGGAGCCAUAAGGUGGGUAUCGGGGGCCUGGAUCACGGGCGCGCUGGGGGCCAUGCUCAUGUACGCCGCGGCCAGCGUGCCGGGGGAAGAGGGGGCGUCGUUCUCGCCGCAGGGCGUGACUCACCUGGUGCUCACCACUUCGGCGGCGUGCGGGAUUUUGGGGCAGGCGGUGUGCACGGCUUGGGCGCUUCGGAAGGCCAGGCUGGUGUUCGUCGUGUCCGACGGUGACCUGGUGGCCUACAAGCGUAAGUUGUGGCUGGCGUCAACGGCGGCGAUUGUGGCGGCGGUGGCCGUACUUUCGGUGCUGAUCGUCGAGUGCGUCGAGGGCGGCACCUGGAACAUGGGUUGGAGUAUACGCGGCGGUGCCGGCGCGUUCGUUGGCGGGGGCGGUAGUAGUAGUGGUGUUGGCGGUUUCGACGACGAAACGGCGGCGGUUGGGGAUCAAGACCGGUGGGAGGACAACGUGAGCAGUAGUCGCGACUGCGACACAGAGUGGUGUUACUCCCGAAGCCUGCUGGGGUUGUGGGAGUACCUGCUGCUAGCGGUAGAGGCCGGGUUUUGCAUGGCUCUGAGGCACGACCUGGCUCCGGCUACGGGCGGCGUCGGGGUGGAGAGCUUCGUGCUGUAAAACACGCUCCGCGCUUUUGUUCAGGCAGAUGUCGCUGUUCUUGCUCCGUGGGUUGCGACAGAGCCGUUCGCGCCCGUUUUCUUCGUUCAGAGCCAUGCCCCCGGGUUUCACACAGGCGGCGUUUCAAGUAUAGACGAGUAUUCUCCGAGUGUCAUGCAUGGACCUGCACCUUGCUGUCGUGACCUCUAGGCGAUAAGUUAGAUUUUAAUCGAGUCAAGACCUUUGAAUGAAGCCGGUGAUUGUCUCGAGGGUCAGGUGGUGAGGGAUGGACCGGCAGGGUCUUUUUGGGAAAAUUGCCGCUGGUGUUCGUUGUUGCUGUUGCUGUUGAGAAGAUUCGGGGUUCGAGGCUGUUCUCUGGGGCCGUGUG